Molecule: messenger RNA, 1202 nt
Organism: Lacerta agilis (Sand lizard)
Lineage: Eukaryota; Metazoa; Chordata; Lepidosauria; Squamata; Lacertidae
Gene: PHYHD1
Product: phytanoyl-CoA dioxygenase domain containing 1
Exons: 11
Coding region: 260-1141 (293 amino acids)
Source: RefSeq, a predicted model, not a curated record
UAAAAUGAUAAUAUGCUGAUUCCAUCUGGACCCUAGAGUCCAAAGAAAAAAUUCAAAGUCCGCCCAAGAGGCCCCUGAAAUCAUCCUGUACGCAAAUAUUUCUAUAUAUAUAUCCGCCUGUGUCCUCAUUGGCAAUAUCACAUGGUCCUGGAAGGGAUCACAGAUACAAGCCGUGGAACAUUAACAGUGGAGCCUCAACAAGAUUGCACAUUGACUACGCUUCCCUUACCUCCUGGCUGAACUUCUUGCUUUGCCUUCGAUGGCAUCCAUAACCCAGGAACAGAUCCAUAAGUUCCGCCAAGAUGGCUUCCUUGUUAUUGACCAGUUUUUCAGCUCUGAAGUGUGUGAGGCCAUGAAGGCCCAGAUUCAAAAGAUCAUUGCUGACAUGGACGUGCCUCCUCACUGCCGUACGGAGUUUUCAACCCAGGAAGAUGAACAGCUCCAGGCACAGGGCAGCGCGGAAUAUUUCCUAACCAGCGGAGACAAAAUCAGAUUCUUUUUUGAAAAAGGUGUUUUUGACGGAAAAGGAGAUUUUCUUGUUCCAAAGGAAAAAGCUGUUAAUAAAAUUGGCCAUGCGUUGCAUGCAUACGAUUCCACCUUCAAGCAGAUCACUCACUCCUCAGACGUGCAGGUACUGGUAAGAAAACUGGGCUUUGAAAACCCAGUGGUGGUGCAAAGCAUGUACAUAUUCAAGCAACCUGGCAUCGGCGGUGAAGUGACGCCACAUCAGGAUGCCACUUUUCUACAUACGGAACCUUUGGGGCGAGUGAUCGGCCUCUGGAUAGCCCUGGAAAAUGCCACUCUAGAGAACGGCUGUUUGUGGUUCAUCCCUGGCUCUCACACAAGUGGGAUCACUCGGCGGAUGGUCCGUACUGCCCCAGGCACAAUCCCCUGCACAAAGUUUGUUGGCUCUGAGCAGACGUACGAUGACAGGCAAUUCAUCCCAGUGCCUGUUGAGAAAGGUGGCCUCAUUCUGAUCCAUGGUGAGGUUGUCCAUAAAAGUGAGCCAAACCUCUCUGAAAAGUCCCGCCACGUCUACACUUUCCAUAUCAUGGAGGCCAAGGACACGGCUUGGAGCCCAGAGAACUGGCUUCAGCCAACCCCUGGGUUGCCUUUCCCCUCUUUGUACACAAAAAACUAACAACUGGAGUGCAAAGUGGUGACUGACCAGCCCAUGCCUCGGAGUUCACUGACAGCUACUU